Messenger RNA from Pochonia chlamydosporia 170, 963 nucleotides. Its product is annotated as mtcp1. The transcript has a single exon. The record is from RefSeq and is a predicted model, not a curated record. The coding region runs from base 1 to 963 and encodes 320 amino acids. Lineage: Eukaryota; Fungi; Ascomycota; Sordariomycetes; Hypocreales; Clavicipitaceae.
AUGACAUGGCCGUCAUCGAAGGACAAGGUCAACACUGAGGGCCUCCAGAGAUACCAAUUCUCCGAAAACUUGACCUAUCUCUUCUGUGGAACAUGCUCGACCAUGCUCUUCUACGAGAAGCGUGAUCAACCCGGGAAAAUAGGCGUCUUCAGCGGGCCGCUGAAGAACAUUGAUGCCAAUCUCAUCAAGCUCACGAAACACAUAUACGUGGAAGAUACAGUUGACGGCGGAGCCUCAGUAUGGCUUCGGAAGCCGAAUCCUGACAAUGUCGAGAUACCGCGGUAUUUGCAGCGCGCGGGAGAAAUCCCAUGGACAUGGACAUGGCCAGAGGAAACAGAACCACAAACUAAGCCAGAACAAGAUUCCAUAACAAUUUCAUGUCACUGCAAGGGAGUCAACCUACGUCUUCAUCCCGGAAACUUCGCAGCACAAGAAAGGGACCAAAUUCCCUGGUUCAUCGACCCAAGAAACAACAAACGCCUCGCCAGCUUUGACGCCUGCGACUCCUGCCGUCUGCACUUUGCCAACGAAAUCGUCCACUGGACAUUCACAAGCCUGUCGCACAUAUCGACCGCAGAUGGAGGCGCAUACCCUCACAAUAUGAAGGAUCUCAAGGCGGCGGCAGAUGCGGGAGAUGCCGCAGUCGGAACCCUAGCGUGCUAUCAGUCGUCGGUUGAUGCGCACCGAUAUUUCUGCAGAGUGUGCUCGGCGGCUGUGUUUUAUGCCUGUGAGGAUAGGCCGGAGAUUGUGGACGUGGCGGUUGGGUUGUUGGAGGGACGGGGUGCGCGCGCUGAGGAGGUGUUGUCGUGGACGUUUGGCGAGGAGCCUGUUUGGGUGGAUGAUGUGAAGGGGGGUUGGAGGGAUGGGCUGAUGCAGAGGGUGAGGAGGGAUGCGGAGGAGUUUAGAAUUGGGAGGGGAUAUGAGAAGAGCUGGAGGCGGUUGGCGAAGGAGAGUAAAGAUUGA